Ricinus communis (castor bean) is the source of this 1889-nucleotide messenger RNA. Its product is annotated as probable WRKY transcription factor 65. NCBI's taxonomy places the organism in Eukaryota, Viridiplantae, Streptophyta, Magnoliopsida, Malpighiales, Euphorbiaceae. Gene Ontology annotation, molecular function: DNA-binding transcription factor activity; transcription cis-regulatory region binding. The record is from RefSeq and is a predicted model, not a curated record. Bases 987 to 1784 code for a protein of 265 amino acids. Gene Ontology annotation, cellular component: nucleus. Gene Ontology annotation, biological process: regulation of DNA-templated transcription. The transcript is spliced from 4 exons.
GCUUUACAAAUAACUGGAUAUUACAGUUUUUCUAACAGUUUGUGCUUUGGUCGAGAUAUGCCUGCCUGCAGCCAUAUUUAUUGCCCUAUCUAAAAGAGCUAUACACACCUUUCUCUCCCUCUCCAAGCCAUAUCUAGACUAUAUCCAUAGACCCAUAAAACUACAGCACUGUUACAUAAGUAGAAUGAUUUAUCCAUAUUCACAUUGUUUCCUUUUAAAAGUUCCAUUCGAUGGGAAGGUAGCUUGUUGCCCACAUGAAAAAAUGACAUGGUAUCCCCAACAAAUCCAGGAAAUUAAAAACCAUAACCCCUUUCAUCUUUUUGUGCUUGGAAGCUCCUUUUCUUUCUGCGUCUGCACAUAAUUAACAACAAAGAAAAUUUGUUUAUACUUGGCAUAUUCAUCAUUAUAGUGUCCACAUGGCAACAUCGAAAUUGAGCAUGGAUUACAGAAGGCGCAUUUGGGCGUAUGGUGACAGCAGCAUAUAUUAAUAAUUAUAUAUAUACUGUGGGUGGGUUUAUUUUAUUUCUUUGUUUUUAUCCGAGGAAGAGAGAUAAAUUAUCAAGAAUCAUAGAGAUAGAAAAAGCAGGAGGGCCUCCGAGUUCAUAAAGCUCCAGUGAGUAAAAGAAAGAAAGAAAGAAAUAUGGUAAAAUGUAAGGACUUGUUUGAGCAGGGAAGGGAGUGAGCCUUCCAAUUUGGUUUAUAAUUACGAAUUGAAAGGCAACUAAACUAAGAUAGUGGUUGAAUUUAUUUUAUUAUAUUGCAAGGUGGUGGGUGGGAGUGGUGAUGCUAUAUUAUGUACAUCUCAUCUGAUCCAUACAUGGUUGUUGUUUGUUUAUUGCUUUGUAUUUAAUGUUGUGAAAACAAAAGAGGGAAAGCAACUUGAAGGGCUUGUUUCUCAUCCAUUGCCUAACUGCUUUUAUUGCUCUCUCUCUCUCUCUAUCAAUCAGUUGGAUAAGAAGCAGCUAUAAGGGCCAAAAAAGUAAGCCAUGGAUGGUUCUCCUUCUCGAAAACUGGAGUCAGAAGUUUCAGACCUCAAAUCAGAAACUCGGGCUUCCAAAAGAAGGAAGGUUGUUGAGAAGACUGUUGUUACAGUGAAGAUCGAAGCAAAUGCUAGGAAGCUGAAGAAUGAUGGGCCACCUUCUGAUUUUUGGUCUUGGAGAAAAUAUGGCCAGAAACCAAUUAAAGGAUCUCCUUAUCCAAGGGGCUAUUACAGGUGCAGCACAUCAAAAGGCUGUUCAGCAAAAAAACAAGUGGAGAGAUGCAGAACAGAUGCGUCGGUGCUGAUCAUCACUUAUACUUCUAAUCAUAAUCAUCCAGGCCCUGAUCUUCACAGCACAGGCCUAAACAAACAACUAAAUGCGUCACAGACACAGCCCAGUACUGAUGAUCAAGAUCAUCCCAUAACAACUCCAAAACAAGAAGAGGAAGAUGAGAUUGAGAAACACGAUCAACAGCCCGUUGAAUCAAUCAGUCACAAAGAUGAGAGUGCGGAUCACAAUUUUCACUACUUACAAUCCCCAGUAAACUGUUCGCAAGAUAUCAUGAUUACCCAAGAAGACCACCCUUUCAUCGUCGAGAAUUCUUCAGAAGAAACUCAUAACACAUUAGGUAUUGUCUUGGAUGAAGAACCCAUUUCUCGCCCAAGACUAAUGACAUUUUCAACACCAGCAUCAGAAGAAAAUGACUUCUUUGAUGAGCUAGAAGAACUACCCACUUAUUCAUCUUUCACUAGCUUCAUGAGAAGCAAUUUUUUUGAUGAAAGGAUUCCUGUUGUCCCUUCUUGAUCUUAGUGUUCUCAUGGGGCUUGCCGCCUUGAAAAAUGUACUUAACAAUGUUGAUAUAGGAUAAUAUAUAUAAAUUGCCACUACUUGCAGUAGUAGUUGUUGUUA